CAUACUAAAGGAAAUAUUAACUUUCACUUAAACUUCAUAAUACUGCAAAUAAAAGUUUGUUUAUAUCGGAUAAAUGUUAUUGAUAAAAGAAGAAAGAAGGAAAGUAGUAUGAUUAAAAUUUCUUAAUUGUUGAUACAGCAAAUACUUGAGAAGUCACGAUUGUUUCCUUUGCUUACAAAAUUUAAAGGUGUCUCUGAAAAUCUCAGUAAUCUAAUGAAAAUGGAACUGUUCGUUAAAAUUGUUUGUUAUGUAUUAUUUUUGCCUCUAAUCAUUGCCCAAAAGAAGUCUUUUGAUGGUGUAGAGAGUGAAAUGACGAUUAAUGUUCGCCCUGGUUUUGUUGAUUGUUUUUAUCAAAGAGCAAAACCGCAGGAUAUUUUGGAAAUUGAGUAUCAGGUGAUUGAUUCAAUAUUUAGUGACAUGAAUGUCAACCAGGAGUUAGAUAUCAACUUUCAGCUAUUUUCACCUCAAGGGAAGGAACUCAUUUCUGAUUAUAAGAAAUCAGACGCUAAUCACAGGCAUGAAGUGAAGGAAGCUGGUGAUUAUAAGUUUUGUUUUGAUAAUCGACACAGUCUUCUGUCAGUGAAAACUGUUUACUUUGAUGUUUAUAUUGACAAUGAAUCUGCAGAUGAUGAUCAGUGGGAUGAUUAUGACUUUUCUCCUGAAUUGCUCUACAAUGACACAAUGGAUCAAAUAAAGAUAUCCAUUGCAAAAGUGAAAGAAUACUUAAAUGAAGUCAAGCAUCAUCAAGAUCAGUUGAAAGCCAUAGAAUCUCGAGAUAGAAAUUUGCAAGAGCACAAUUUUACAAGGGUGAAUCAUUUCUCAAUUUUAAUAAUUAUUGUGAUGAUGGUUGUUGGUGCCGUUCAAGUCGUCCUCGUCAGAAGCCUUUUUGAAGAGAACAGUAAAUUGCAUAAAUUUUUUAAAUCACUGUCUUGAUAGAAGUUUCUGAUUCUAUGUCUUAAAGUUGUUUUUGUUUAAGAAAAUGACAAAAGUUCUGAUAUACUCCUUGAAAAAAUUUAAUGUUAUUUGAUAAUGAAUUUUCGCAACAAUUUUGUUUCUUGUAUUUACAAGAAUCUGUAAAAAUUUUCACUUGCAUUACUGUUGUAAUAUUUAUAUUUUUGCAAUUUUUUUCUGAAAUAAUUUAAUUGUUUUAUGUUCUAGAAGAUAAUUUUUUCAAACACAUGUCAGCACAUGAAGGUUUUUUCAGACAUGUGUUAGCUUUUACAUGCAUAUAAUUUUAUUUUCAAAACUUGUUCUAUGUACAAAUAUGUUCAAUGAAGUGAUAUAUUAUCAUUCAAUGUUAAUAAAACAUAUUAUAAUAGUACUUGUAAUAGUGCAAUGUGUCUAAAUACAAUUUUUAUAAUAUUGAAAUCAUCUAGUGACAAUAAAACCCUUUUUCUGUAUGAAAAAUAUUUUUUUUAAAUGAAACAUUUUAAAAGAUAUUACUUUUGUCUUUCUCAUUGCCUGUAAAGAAUUCUUUUUUUUUUCCUUCUAUAAUCUGUCUCCGUUAACAGUUUAUCCCUAUGUUGAAAUAUUAAAUUUGCUUCAUUUUGUGUAUGUCUUACAAUCUAUAUUUUGAUGACUUAAAAAAUCUCUAUAAAUGCUCUUAAAAAAUGCAAAAAGUGACCAUAAAAGUGUAAAAGUAUCCUUAAAAGUGCAAAAAUGUCGUAGUCUGGCCUUAUUCACAAAAUAAAUCUUUUAGUUAGUCAUAAAUAAUAAUGAUGAGCAUCAUCGUGUGUAUGUUUGAACAUUUAAGAAGCAUUCUUAAAAAUAAGUUCUUCAUUGUUUCAAGUAUAAUUAAGUUAUUAAUACUUAAAUGUAUUGACUGAGAUUUCUGGAAAUUUUAUAAACUUUUGCUUAGAAAAGUGAAAUGUGUCAUUAAAUUGCAUUCAUAUGUAUUAGUUUCUAAAUUAACUUUUAACUUAAAAAAGGAAGUUAUUUACUUGAAAAAGUGUCACCCCCUACAUUUUCGCUUUUAGUAUCAAAUGCAUUUUAUGAAUGAUCUAUUAGUUUAGUAAUAUUUUUGUUAAAAAUAAAACUUGUAUGUAAAAUUUGAUUUUUUAAAAGACAAUGUUUAAAAAAAACCCCAAAUAUUACUAGAACUAAAUAUUCCUUUUCCAGUCUCGUUUUAUAUUCUUUUAAAAUAUUUUUUUUUUGGUAUUAUUAUUCUUUUUACUUAAUAUUUUCUUUAAUUUUAAAAAAAAUUAAAUAUAAUUAACUUAAUUUUUUUUAAUUUUUAAAACAGACCAAUUAUUGUUGCAUGGUUGUAUCUAAGAAUUGCACGGUCAUAAAUCUGCUCGAUUUGAAUUUACAGUCAAAUUCUGGGUAAACUUGAUUGACAAUACAACUCCCAACUUUCUCCCCACACUAAUUACAGUAAAAAACAAAAUACGUUUGAGGCAGAUUUUUAAAAGUUGCCUAAUUAGCCUGAACAAAGAAAUAUUUUUUCUAAUUAAUGUUUUAGCUAGGUUUUGACUGUAUAUUUUUAAAAGUGCAAAUGUCGAUAAGAGAAGUUGAAUUGUUGCAAUAAUUUGUUUAUUUGAUUUGUGUGUAAAGCUGUUUUUGGAGUUUGUUUUCCUUAUUUAUUUGUCAUAAUGCUUAGUUUAUUAAAUAGUGUUGUCUCUUUAUCUUAAGCCAUCUUUUGUUAGUUUUUUAAUUAUAUGAAUAAUUUUUGUUUUUACGCAAAUGUAACCAAGCUAAAAAUUCUCUUUUUAAUUCCGUAUUAAAUAAGUAUUAACUAAACAUUCGCAUAAACGGAGCUAUAAUAUUUCUUAUCAUGUGAUUUAUUUGGUGUUUGAAACAGCUCAUGCAAACAUUUGUUUUAAAAUUAAUACAUUUGAACCUUGGUAUCUCGAACUUUGAUGACACGAAUAUUUUGAUAUCGCAAAAAAUAAAUAAAUAAAAUAAAAUAAAUGAAACUGAAUUCCCUAUGCAUUUGCUAUGCUGAGAAUAAAAAAAAAUCUUUUAGUCAAACAUUUUUCUUGGGGGGCCUAAAGAAUUUGAAAUAAUUUCUUGCACCUCAUUUUUGCAACUUUUCACGAAGCUUUUAUAAAAAAAAAUGUACUAUCUGAUACUUAAACAUUUAAUCUGCCUUAACAGAUUAAAAUACUUGUUGAAAAGACGAGAGCAGUUGAAGGAAACCAAAUUUUGUAGAAGAAUAAACAAUGAAUAUUAAUCAACCUGAAUAUAAAUAGUGUUUUAAAGGAACAAGCAGACAAGCAUUGUUUCACUGAAAGUUACAGAUAUUUUCAUGGAAAAAAUCUACCAAGUUCUGUCUCUUUUUCUUAGAUUAUUUUUUAUUAAAUCAGAUUAAUAUACUUUUGGAAUUUGAAGCUUGUUUUUUAAUGUUACUUUUAUUAGAUUACCUUUCACA
Messenger RNA from Parasteatoda tepidariorum (common house spider), 3370 nucleotides. RefSeq names its product transmembrane emp24 domain-containing protein 5. The record is from RefSeq and is a predicted model, not a curated record. NCBI's taxonomy places the organism in Eukaryota, Metazoa, Arthropoda, Arachnida, Araneae, Theridiidae.